GGGCAGCUCGGAUGGCUGGACCGCACGUGACGCAGGACACGCCAGGCGAGGGGUCCUUGAUCUGCCUAUGCCUUGCUGGAGGACCGAGGCCUCCGCCCCUUUUCGGGACCACAGAGCACCCUCCGGGUCUGUCAGCUCCGCGCUCCGCGGCUGUCUGCUGGCUGCGGGGCCCCGCCACGCCCCUUCCCUACUCGGCGCCACGCCCCCUUCGCAGACGCCACGCCCCCCGCUCUGCCAACCUUCUUCCCCAGCCACGCCCUUAAGCCACGCCAGUGGCCUUAUCGUCUCACUGUGCCCCGUGACGCCCCUUUCUUUCGGGCCACGCCCUUUGCCCACGGGCUACGCCCACUUCUCUCGGGCCCGGCCUCCCCUGAGCGCUUGGCACCCGUGGCGGCUUCCCGCCUGCUGGGGCCUCGCCUGCACCUCAGGGGGGCGGGGUCCUGCAUCCGCCCUGCCCUGCCCUGCCCCUGCCCCACCCUGGACCGAGGAUUGACAACGAAAAUGUACGGAAAUUAAUAUUUAUGGUCAAAUGGAGGAGAAAAUGAAGUAAUUCAAGCAGCAGUUAUGAGGCAGAGCCUAAGAGAACUAUGGCAACAUCAGGUGACUGUCCCAGAAGUGAAUUCCAGCAGGAAGAAGCCCCUGUUGAAUUCGGCCAGGAGGAGCUUCUGCAGGGGCCAGUGCAGCCGGAGGAGUUCGUGGCCAUCGCGGACUAUGCCGCCACCGAUGAGACCCAGCUCAGUUUUAUGAGAGGAGAAAAAAUUCUUAUCCUGCGACAGACCACUGCAGAUUGGUGGUGGGGUGAGCGUGCGGGCUGCUGCGGGUACAUUCCGGCAAACCAUGUCGGGAGGCCGCUGGAGGAGUACGACCCUGAGGACACCUGGCAGGACGAAGAGUACUUCGGCAGCUACGGGACUCUGAAACUCCACUUGGAAAUGCUGGCAGACCAGCCACGAACCACUAAAUACCACAGUGUCAUCCUGCAGAACAGAGAGUCCCUGAAGGACAAAGUCAUCCUGGAUGUCGGCUGCGGAACUGGGAUCAUCAGCCUCUUCUGUGCGCACCACGCCCGGCCCAGAGCGGUGUACGCGGUGGAGGCCAGCGAGAUGGCCCAGCACACAGGGCAGCUGGUCCUGCAGAACGGCUUUGCCGAUACCAUCACCGUGUUCCAGCAGAAGGUGGAGGAUGUGGUGCUGCCCGAGAAGGUGGACGUGCUGGUGUCCGAGUGGAUGGGGACCUGCCUGCUGUUUGAGUUCAUGAUCGAGUCGAUCCUGUACGCUCGGGACGCCUGGCUGAAGGAGGACGGGGUCAUCUGGCCGACCACGGCCGCGCUGCACCUCGUGCCCUGCAGUGCCGACAAGGACUACCACAGCAAGGUGCUCUUCUGGGACAACGCCUACGAGUUCAACCUCAGCGCUCUGAAAUCUUUGGCAAUUAAGGAGUUUUUUUCGAAGCCCAAGUAUAACCACAUUUUGAAACCAGAAGACUGUCUCUCUGAACCGUGCACUAUAUUACAGUUGGACAUGAGAACUGUGCAAAUCUCUGAUCUAGAGACCAUGCGGGGCGACCUGCGCUUUGACAUCCGGAGGGCCGGCACCCUGCACGGCUUCACGGCCUGGUUCAGCGUGCACUUCCAGAGCUUGCAGGAGGGCCAGCCACAGCAGGUGCUCAGCACCGGGCCCUUCCACCCCCCCACACACUGGAAGCAGACGCUGUUUAUGAUGGACGACCCCGUCCCUGUCCAUGUGGGAGAUGUGGUCACAGGCUCGGUUGUGUUGCAGAGAAACCCUGUGUGGAGAAGGCACAUGUCAGUGGCUCUCAGCUGGGCAGUCACUUCCAGACAAGACCCCACAUCUCAGAAAGUUGGAGAAAAAGUCUUCCCCAUCUGGAGAUGACAGUGGUGUUCUGUUUGGAAAGCAGUGUGCGUAUCUUGAGGGAUGAACACGAGUGAAUCAAGACGCACCUGGCUGCUCACACGUGCUCCCGUGAGUCUGUGGACAUUCGCUCCGCAUUGACCCUCCCUGGCCUGGCAGGUGACGUCAGGGCCCUUCACAGACAAACGUGCUGCCCGGCUGCCCUCGCUGCCAGUGUCCACCCUCUAGAAGUAGGCUGUGUUCCAGGUGCCACCCCGUGGUUAGGUCAGUGUUCCCACGCUAGGUCUAGUUCUACACUCCUAGGACGCACGCAUGUCAGCCUGUGUACCCUGUGACAGUGAUGUUCACGCGUCAUGUGUUCGUGGUGUCCUUGCUGCCAUUGGCUCAUCCAGUUAACACGCAGGAUGUAGGAUUGCAGAGCCGUGCAGGUGUGUGCAGGGGACGCUGGGUUGCUCUGGCCCAGCGCAAGAGCUGGAGGUAGCAGUGCAUGUGGCAGGCUCUGCAUGGGAUAGUACCGUUGCAUAGACGUCUUCCAGAUAAAUUAUGUGUGGCACAUAGUACAUGCUCAAUAAAUAUUUUUUAAUGAACA
Molecule: messenger RNA, 2460 nt
Organism: Microcebus murinus (gray mouse lemur)
Lineage: Eukaryota; Metazoa; Chordata; Mammalia; Primates; Cheirogaleidae
Source: RefSeq, a predicted model, not a curated record